Penicillium egyptiacum is the source of this 1902-nucleotide messenger RNA. NCBI's taxonomy places the organism in Eukaryota, Fungi, Ascomycota, Eurotiomycetes, Eurotiales, Aspergillaceae. The record is from the annotation of a GenBank genome assembly.
AUGGCCAACCCCACUCCCUGCGUGGCAAUAACAACCACAGUGGAGCCACAAUCAACACCAUCCUUAGUUCAUACUACUCCGUACGGAGUAAGCCGCAGGAUGCUGCAACCAUGCUCUAGUCCUAAGAGUUCCAUUGUCUCAGUUGCCAAUAAUGCAGAUUUUGUUGGAGGCAAGCGACUCCGUUCUCCACUGUCGGAUAGAUGCGCCGGGUGGAUUCCACGAGGGACGGAGAAUAUUCUAACCAUUGACACCAUUCUUUUAUACAAAGUACUGACGCGGCCCACCACUACCCCUGUCUUUUAUACUAAUCAUUUUUGCUGCCUACACGUCAAUAUGCCCUGGGACAAAGAUCCUUCAACAGUCACCAUGACUCUGGCCGACGAAGCCCAGUCCAGAGGCUAUGUCGCCCCCAAAUGGCGCGGCACCCAGGCCGACCAGGCCGAUAUGAGCGCUCUGGGGAGAGACCAGGUUUUGCGGCGUAACUUCCGAUAUAUCUCCAUCGUAGGAUUUGGCUGCACGCUGAUCGCCACGUGGGAGGUUGUUUUGACCCUGCUUGCACAAGGCCUGACUGAUGGAGGAACUGCCGGUCUGAUCUGGGGGUUCCUCAUCGUCGCUGCUGGUUUUCUUUUGGUGUUCCUGAGUCUGGCCGAGAUGGCAUCCAUAAAUUCCUCAGCUACAUCACCGGCAAGUUUUCCUGGCCCCUUCCUCCUUAACCAAGCUAAUUAUGUUAAUUACGUAGGCUGGCUGUGCGCUAUGGGCUGGCAAUGCGCCAUCGUGUCGAUUGCCUAUCUGGCUGGAACUAUUAUCCAAGGCUUGAUGGUGCUGAAUAACCCGGACUACGGCGCCCAGCGGUGGCACGGCACCCUGCUGGUGAUCGCCAUCACCUUGUUUUCGAUCAUAUUCAACACCUUCCUAGCCAAGCGGCUGCCCUUCGUGGAGGUUUUGAUUCUGAUUCUGCAUGUGUGCGGCUUGUUCGCCAUCAUAAUUCCGCUGUGGGUGCUUGGCCCUCGCCGUAGCGCGAAGCAGGUGUUUACCGAAUUCAACAACGGCGGGGACUGGAACAGUGCUGGGACUGCCACGCUCGUUGGGUUCUCGACCACUAUCACGGCGCUAAUUGGAUACGAUUGUGCUGUGCACAUGUCGGAGGAGAUUAAAGAUGCGUCUGAGACCCUGCCAAAGGCGAUGAUUACCUCUGUCAUUGUCAACGCCGCCUCCGGUUUCGUGAUGCUGGUGACGGUCUGCUUCACACUAGGCGAUAUUGACGACAUCCUGGCCACUCCGACAGGGUACCCGUUCAUGCAGGUGUUCUACAACGCGACGGAGAGUCUGCCGGGGACGAAUACUAUGACCGCCAUUCUGGUGCUGACCCUGACGGCGAGUACGAUCACAGAAGUGGCAACGGCAUCGCGCCAGUUGUGGUCUUUCGCGCGUGAUCGCGGUCUUCCUUUCUCGGAUUUCUUCGGAUAUGUAAACCCCGGCUGGAACAUCCCCUUGAACGCCGUGAUGGUCUCGCUGGCAGUGACAGUCCUCUUGUCGCUCAUCAACAUCGGCUCCACAACCGCGCUUCUCGCUAUCGUGACCCUGACCAUCGGCGCAAUGAUGUCCUCGUACAUCAUCACGAUUGCGUGUGUGCUCCUGAAGCGUAUUAGAGGGGAACCCCUCCCACCACGCAAAUGGUCGCUAGGCCGGUUCGGCAUGGCAAUCAACAUCGGGGCGUUGUGUUUCCUGCUCCCAGUGUUCGUGUUCGCCUUCUUCCCGCUCACCUCGACAGUGGAACCAGACACCAUGAACUGGUGCGUAGUGAUGUACGGGGGCAUUCUGAUCAUUGCGGUGGUGUAUUAUGUGUUGCGGGGACGACACCAUUACAUCCCGCCCGUGGCGCUCGUGAAGCGAGAGAUGUAA